Messenger RNA from Anopheles coustani, 2050 nucleotides. RefSeq lists its product as uncharacterized. Gene Ontology annotation, cellular component: plasma membrane. The transcript is spliced from 6 exons. Lineage: Eukaryota; Metazoa; Arthropoda; Insecta; Diptera; Culicidae. Gene Ontology annotation, biological process: iron ion transport. Bases 1 to 1851 code for a protein of 616 amino acids. The record is from RefSeq and is a predicted model, not a curated record. Gene Ontology annotation, molecular function: oxidoreductase activity; copper ion binding.
AUGAAAACACUGCGGCUGAUUGUUUUGAUUGUGCAGCGGGUUUUGAUUACGGCGGCGGUUUUCUUCGCGGCCGUCGUGCUGAUCCACUUUACCGGCAUCGACCCGAAAGAACGUCCCAUUUCGUGUGAUCGAGUCUGCAACCGGGCGGAAUGGCCACGGAUCUGUCGCUUCGAGCUUGUGGUGGAGAAACGCACAUUUCAUCGUGACAGCAACAUCACGUUAACCGCUAAGAGGAAGGAUCGUCUGGUGCUUGAGCUCGAGUCGGACCCGGCCUCCAUUUACUACACUGUAAAUGGGCGUUACGUCGGACCGACGCUGAAGGUGUGCGAGAAUGAUUACCUCGUGGUGGACGUAGAAAAUCGGAUCCCCGGAGAGAGCAUUUCGCUCCACUGGACCGGUCAGAGCCAGCGUAAGACCCCUUUCAUGGAUGGGGUACCGAUGAUAACUCAAUGUCCCAUUGCCAGCUACACCCGGUUCCAAUACAAAUUCCAGGCGGACAAGGCUGGCACUCAGCUGUACCACGGUUUUGCCGGUUCGGAGCGGACCCAGGGCCUCCUCGGUGCGCUUGUUGUCCGGGCUUUUCCCGACGCAGAUCUAAACUCAAGCACACCGGACCCUUUUUUGUCCGACAAUGUGUGGCUCGUCACGGAGCUUCACGGCCGGCUGGCGGUGAACGGGCGGGGCGACUGGCAGCAAACGCUUCCCUCAAGUGGAAACUCAAUUAGGGAGCAUCGAGUUCGCGUGCUGUACGCCGGAAGCUGCCCGCUCUGGCUGGAGCUACCCGGUCACGAGCUAAGACUGCUAGCUCUCGAUGGGAACCGGCUCGACAUGCACGAACCGGGCCCUGCUGUAGAUCGGGUGCUACUGCACGAUGGUCUCCGUGUCGACCUGGCGCUUGCCCUGUUGAGCGGCGAAACCAUUGUGUCAGAUUAUGAAAUUCGCCUAACGCCGCUGCCUGAGAACGAUGCAGGCCAAUGUGACGGACCAGCCAUAUUUUCUCUUCACUACGAAUCUCGCAAGGACCGUGGAUCCGCGAAGUUGUUGGAAAGCGAAGGUAUUGAAUAUAAUUCUAUUUCUCCGGCGUCGUCUAGGGCUGAAGAUUGGGACGGACGAAAUUCGGCCCGACUGUUAGAUCUCGUUGGUAGUCUUUGCCUGUCCAAAGCGGGUAUUGUGUGCUUACAGGACAUUCCGGGUGCUCGGGAUAGCUUUCCAAAGGAGCUCCACUCGUACGACACCAGACUUGAGUUUACAGUCAACACGCAAACCGUGGCCGAUGAUGGACCCUUCGGAGAAGCCUACCAUGAGACGGUGCACUCCGUGAACGGGUUCACCUUCGCCUUUCCGUCGGCGCUGAUGCUGAUGCGCGAGAUGGCCAGCGCCGGGGGACCGCGGGCGCACACAUGCGGCCAUCGGCGCCUGCCAAGAAGCUGUCACCCGAUGAUGGCACGGUGCGAGUGUGUCCACGUCGAGCACCUCGAAGCAGGUCACCGGGUGGAAAUGGUCCUAAUUAAUGCCGAUCCUUCGCACGAUUACGUCUAUCACCUGCACGGGCACACGAUGUUCGUCGUCGGAGUGUCCACGGGGCACCGGAGUGAGCCAGGGAAGCUAGCGCGCAACCUGCGGCGUCCACCGCAGCGAGACACAAUCGUCGUCCGGCGGGACUCGAUCGUCGUCGUGCGAUUCGUUGCCAAAAGUGCUGGAUUGUGGAUGCUGCGGGAUAUCGGCUCGCCGCAGUGGUCCCGCGGCCUGGACGUCGUGCUGAACGUCCGCGCGCACCCGACAGAUUUCGACAUUCCGUACGACUUUCCCGCCUGCCGACAUUUCAUCGGGCCGAGGUAUUUUUUAAUUUGAUUCGUCAAGUUCGAUUCGACAGCACCGGUUGGGAUUCGGCUACGCAGAUAGAAAAUUCGUUAGCAAAUGUGAUAGAAAUUUGAGUAUUCCAUAGAAAUGGUAGUAUAGCGUUGUGAAGGCCAAGCAAAACAAUAUAAAAGCAUCAGGGAAGUGUGAUUGAAAGGAAAAUAUUUAAUAUAAGUUAUCCAUAAGGGCAACU